AUGCAUACUGUAUCUCAUGGAGAAAUUUACAUUCAUACAGUAUCUCAUGGAGAGACUUACAUCCAUACUGUAUCCCAUGGAGAGCCUUACAGCCAUACUGUAUCUCAUGGAGAGCCUUACAGCCAUACUGUAUCCCAUGGAGAGACUUAUAUCCAUACUGUAUCCCAUGGAGAGACUUACAUUCAUACUGUAUCCCAUGGAGAGCCUUACAGUCAUACUGUAUUUCAUGGAGAGCCUUACAGCCAUACUGUAUCCCACGGAGAGACUUAUAUCCAUACUGUAUCUCAUGGAGAGACUUACAUCCAUAUUGUAUCCCAUGGAGAGACUUACAUCCAUUCUGUAUCCCAUGCAGAGACUUACAUCCAUACUGUAUCCCAUGGAUAG
This is a messenger RNA of Pelobates cultripes (western spadefoot toad), 384 nucleotides long. NCBI's taxonomy places the organism in Eukaryota, Metazoa, Chordata, Amphibia, Anura, Pelobatidae. The record is from the annotation of a GenBank genome assembly.